GCAUGACUGUUUGUGGAGAGGAACGUGGGCUGUGUGUGAGUCGGUGCUGUUUGGGUCUUUAGCAUUCUCAUACCCCGCUGUCGACCUUUGAAUCUCGGGGCCCGGUAGGUAGGCAGCUCCGCCGUCCACGGUCCCAAUUGGCUGAGAUCUUUUCCGCUGCACACAGCUGCUUCCUGCUGCAUCUGGUAGCCCAAACAGUGUACACACACAGACUUACAGAGUGUUUUUCUACACGCACUUUGAGAGUGUGCACGAUGUUGCUAGAGCCCAAAGUCCCUCAGUGAGUGGCGCGGUCUGUUAUCGUAAUGUUUGAAGAUUAACGAGGUUAUCGGUGUCCUGUAAAACACAUCUACUGCAAGCUGUCAAUCGGGAAGCGGGCAGAGGAGGCGGACUGACUAGGAGAAAGGAAGCUCCCGCUGUAGCUGCAUCGGACAACUGCAUAGCACGGUGCCAUGGCCGAGAAGCGGAUGUCACGCUGGUACUUCGGUGGGCUGGCGUCCUGCGGGGCCGCCUGCUGCACGCAUCCUCUGGAUCUACUGAAGGUACACCUGCAGACGCAGCAGGAGGUGAAGAAGAGGAUGAUGGGGAUGGCCAUUCAUGUGGUGAAGAGCGAUGGUGUGCUGGCUCUUUAUAGUGGCCUCUCUGCCUCCCUUUGUAGACAGAUGUCCUAUUCACUCACUCGAUUCGCCAUCUAUGAGACGGUGAGGGACAUGAUGGGCAGCACAAGCCAGGGUCCCAUGCCCUUUUACCAGAAGGUCCUGCUGGGAGCCUUCGGAGGUUUUACUGGAGGAUUUGUAGGCACGCCUGCAGACAUGGUGAAUGUCAGGAUGCAGAAUGACAUGAAACUACCACCAGAGCUGAGGAGGAACUACAAACAUGCCAUCGAUGGGCUCUUCAGAGUCUUCAGAGAAGAGGGUCUGAGGAGACUGUUCUCUGGAGCCACCAUGGCCUCCAGCAGAGGAGCCAUGGUCACUGUCGGACAGUUGGCGUGUUACGACCAGGCCAAGCAGCUGGUGCUGGGCACAGGCAUGAUGGGGGAUAACAUACUCACACACUUUCUCUCCAGCUUCAUCGCUGGAGGCUGUGCUACAUUCUUGUGUCAGCCUCUGGACGUACUAAAGACGAGGCUCAUGAGCUCGAAGGGCGAGUACACAGGGGUGAGGCAUUGCAUACGAGAAACUGCCAAGCUUGGUCCCAUGGCAUUUUACAAGGGUCUCGUCCCCGCAGGGAUCCGCUUGAUUCCUCACACAGUGCUCACCUUCAUCUUCCUCGAGCAGCUCAAGCAAAACUUCGGCAUUCGCAUCAUCUCCUGAGUACGCUCUACGACCCUGAACCCCAAACAGCCACACCCCCCUCCCGUCAUCGCUAUACUCUUGGCAUUAUAGGCAAAAAAGGAAGAAAGGGAGUGGUGCACAGCUUAUUUAAUGUGCUUGUGCAUAUUCCCCUUCUCUUCUUGCUCUACCUCUAUCUCACGACUAAUAAUGAUGUUGAUUUUUAUGGGCACCAACUUCUAGAAGGUACAAUUACAGUAACUAUGGUUUUCUCUAUCAGCAUAGAUGUUAAGAAAAAAACAUGCUUAUUGUAAAAUUGCUUCAAAUUUGGAAUUAGAAUGACCUGGCAAAUGUAGAAAGAAGAUUAUAAUUAGCUCGAGCAGAUGUCCAGUAUAAUUUCAGGUGGGGUUAGUUUGGGACAGGAUUACAUGUAUUACUGUAUGUGAUCAUUUAAGGAGCUAUUAAUCUGUCAAGACAGACACUAAAUGUUGACUUUUAACUAUUUCCAGUUCAGAUGUUAUGUUUUAAUUUCAGCAGUUUCACCAGUGGUGUACAAAGCCUUCGGAGCUAACACAAGUGUAAUCCCCAGUUGUUGCUUAAAAAGUGCCAAUAAUGUGUCUCCCACUAAUACUUUAUUAGUGUCCAGUUAUCAUAUAGCAGAAAUCCAACAUGCUUACUAACGCAGUGUAGUCCUGUAGUGCCAUUCUUUCAAAUCUAUAGUUCCCAGAAGCCAUUACUGAAACACGACUGAAUGCUGUUGUAUGUCAUUACAUAGUAAUCAUUCCCAACAGUGGUGACCAAAUGAGAUGCAACCUGGAUUUCACAGUUCACUGAAUUGAUGUUUUAUAACUGGAACUACUAUCAGGUUAAAAUGUCCUCAACUUUUGACCCAAUUCUCCUUUUCUUCAUUCCUCUGUCAUCAUUUCACUCUGAAAUGUUUUAGAGAAGAGGACCAAGCUUGUUUGUCUUGUGUUUUUAAGUAAGUCAGGCGUGUGUGGAGGAAACUGUGAAGCGAAAGAGAGCAGGCUGGUUAAAUCCUGGUGAAGUUAGCUUUUUCUUUCCAGACCCAGUGAAAUACUGUACAACCACUUGAUCUCUUAAAAAGUUCUUACUGUUUGAGUAGAGAUGCCUGUAGAGGACCACUGGACUGUAAAAGUGUAGAUGUAGCAUUUCCAUCCGUUAAAUAACUGUUUCGUUUAGCUGAAUGCCUGUCAGACUUUAUGACUCAGGAUGCUACUGUUUUAUAAGGCACUUUAUUAAAAUCCCUGGACUUGUACUUACUAACUGCUGCGUAGAAACACAUGCUGCAUACUGUAACAGGUUCAUGUUUUGAAUCUACAAUGUUAAUGCCAAUCUUAACUGUUACUCUUCAUAGUACGAUAUGUUUGGCCUUUUCGAUUCAAUGCUUUUCCUGCGCUGUGCCUGCUCUGUUGACAGAGACCUCGUCGAGUCAUGUUGCCCUAAAAUCUGUCCUCCAGAGGGCAGUGUAGGAACGUGUAAACAAUACCAUUGCCAACAACUUAAAUGAAUCCUGAAAAACCUUUAACCAUGGAUGAGUUUAACAAAUAAAUAAAACAACCUCUGACUGUAAUUAUGCAGGUUCUUAUGUUCAGGCGUCCCUCAAUAAUGUGAGGCACUGAUCAGCCAUAGUAAUCAAUGUUAACCCCAGCUUUAUUUAUAUGCACAGAAAUUAAACUGGAGGGACCCUCAGUGCUGGGUGUUGUAAAUGUAUAUGUUGUAGAUCACUUACUAAUGAUUUUGGAAUUAAAAUACUAAUGGCAAA
Eleginops maclovinus (Patagonian blennie) is the source of this 3054-nucleotide messenger RNA. It is a transcript of the gene slc25a10b, whose product is annotated as solute carrier family 25 member 10b. Lineage: Eukaryota; Metazoa; Chordata; Actinopteri; Perciformes; Eleginopidae. Gene Ontology annotation, molecular function: antiporter activity; thiosulfate transmembrane transporter activity; malate transmembrane transporter activity. The transcript is spliced from 11 exons. Bases 453 to 1313 code for a protein of 286 amino acids. The record is from RefSeq and is a predicted model, not a curated record. Gene Ontology annotation, biological process: malate transmembrane transport; succinate transmembrane transport; phosphate ion transmembrane transport.